AUGGCAAAUAUUCUACUGAACACAGCAGAAUUGUCAAUGGCAGACCCUAUGGUUAAACAAGAAAUGAAGAGGCACGCAGUGAUCAUGGUUAUAAAGGCUGAGCUUAGCAAUUUAAAAAUAGCGCAAUUUUUAAAAGUUGCUAGAUCCUUCGUCUACAAAAUUCGCAAGGAGUUAGAGGCUAAAGAUGAAAAUGUAUCGUCAGCAUCAAAUCGUAAGAAACACCGAAGACGCACUGAUACUUUUAGAACACCAAAAUUUAUUCAACAAGUAAAGCAGACUAUUGAUGAAAAUUCCAGAAGAUCCAUGAGGUUGAUUGCAAAAGAACACCAUAUGUCAGAAGGAACAAUCCGAAAUGUUGUCCACAAAGACAUCAGAUACAAAUCUUAUGCGAUGAGAAAAGGUCAUUUCAUAUCAGAAACAGUGAAGGAAAAUCACUUAAUCAGAUCUAAAAGACACCCGAACAAACUUAAAAACCCAGCAGAGAAAGAUGUCAUUUCGUUCUUCUCAGACGAGAAAAACUUUGAUCAAGAUCAGAAAGUGAACAGAAGAAAUGACAGAUGGUUAUGUGCAGACCCUUCGGAAGUUCCAAGAGUAAUGCGUACAAAAUUUCCUGCAACUAAUCCCGGGGAUGCGGAUUAA
Octopus bimaculoides (California two-spot octopus) is the source of this 639-nucleotide messenger RNA. RefSeq lists its product as uncharacterized. The record is from RefSeq and is a predicted model, not a curated record. Lineage: Eukaryota; Metazoa; Mollusca; Cephalopoda; Octopoda; Octopodidae.